UUUGUGAACCGUUCGGUUUGGUUUGUUGGUUGUACUAGUAGUUUUCAUUUUCCAAAAGAACCGAAGCAAUUUGAUUUUAGACUGCGGCAUUUUAACGCGCCGUGAAAUUGAGGUGUGCUCGCACCGGAACUCGCAGAAAGACGGUGUUAGCAGCCAUGAGUGCCACCGUCAAGAUCGAAGAGUUCGAAGGAGACGUAGUUCCAACUACCGACCACUUCUUCGUCAAAAUCGGAGAACCCGUUCCUCUGAACUCCGAUGACUCUAAUUUCGAUCUCCAAACUCCACCUUCUCAACCUCUCUCACUCUCCGAACGCUUUCGUCUGACUUUUGUUGCUCAUUCUUCAGGUUUUUAUGUUGUGAAGACGAAAGACCUAAUUGAUUCCGCUAAAGGAAGUGGAUCUUCGGUAGAAGAGUUGAGUCUUGUUGAUGCUCCGAUUGGUAGAGUUCGUAUAUUGGCUGUUUCUACUGAUAAUUCAUUGCUAGCUGCUGCUGUUGCUGGUGAUAUUAGGUUUUAUUCGGUUGAUAGCUUUCUCAAUAAGGAAGUGAAGCUAUCCUUUUCCUGUUCACUCAACGAUUCAGCCUCUGUCAAGGAUAUGCGAUGGACAACAGCAUCAAAAAACUCUUAUCUUGUUCUUUCAAAUACUGGGCAAUUAUACCACGGCGAGGCUGGUUUUCCUCUAAAACAUGUGAUGGACAGUGUUGAAGCUGUUGAUUGGUGCAUAAAAGGGACAUUAGUUGCCGUGGCUAGAAAUAAUGUUCUGAGCAUUUUAUCCACCAAGUUUGAAGAAAAGGUUUCAAUUCCACUAUCCUUCAGAUCUUGGAUUGGCGACUCUGAGGCAAAUGUCAGUGUAAAAGUUGAUUCUGUCAAGUGUGUUCGACCGGACUCCAUUAUAAUUGGAUGCUUUCAACUUACUGAAGAUGGCCAGGAGGAAAAUUAUCUGAUCCAAGUUAUUAGCAGCAAGCUUGGUGAAAUUUCUGAUGAAUGUUCUGAAAUAGUUGUCCAAUCAUUCUAUGAUAAUUACCCACUACUUGUUGAUGAUAUUGUAUCUCCUGGAAGUGGACCUUACCUUUUAUUGGCUUAUUUAGAACAAUGCCAACUUGUGAUCAAUGCCAACAUGAAGAAUACAGAUAACCACAUUAGUUUGCUUGGUUGGUCAGAAGAUGAUGAUAAGAGUGAAGCGGCAAUUGUUGAUAAACUUGAAAUUGACCGAUCAAAGUGGAUUCCGAAAAUUGAGCUUCAAGCAAAUGAAGAUGAUAAUCUUCUAUUGGGAUUAUGUAUUGAUAAAGUUUCAAUAUAUCAAAAAGUUGGAAUUCAACUUGGUGCAAAUGAGGAAAAAACUGAGCUCUCACCUUAUUGUGUUCUUAUGUGUCUCACACUGGAUGGGAAACUUGUUUUGUUCCAUGUUGCCAGUCUUGCAGGAAGUGUAGUUUUGCCUGAGGUUGAUUCUACUGAGCAUGAUGAGAAAGAUGCUUCUGUAAAGCUACCUGUUGAUGAAAGCUCCACCUUUUCUCAUGGAUUACAAAAAAAGGAACAUGAAUUGGAUCAGGAUGUUGAGGUUAGUGAGCAUCUGAAGUCCAAGCCUUUUGCUGAAGAUUAUACUGAGUACCCUGAAGUGGGACCAGCAACAAGUGUACAGUCUUUGAAGUCUGAUGUGCUGCAAAUGGUUCCAGGUGUAGAUGUGAAGCAAGUUAAUAAUAAUCAUGAUAAUAGUUCCCGAGACUCGCAAAGAGCUUCUCAUCUAUUGCCUGGUGGAGCAUUUUCAUUCCCUAAAAACUCCAACGUAACUUCAGUUUCCGGUUCAAGUUAUGUUGAUGGUGGUGGUUAUCAAAAUAAAAAAUAUACUAUGGGUGCUACAAAUGCCACCACUCCAAACAUUCCUGGUAGCAUAGGUGGAAAGCCUUUUUUUGUAAAGGAUCCAAACGUUGAAUCUCCUGCUACCUAUUCUGCUGCAAAUGUUCCUGGUAGCACUGGUGGAAAGCCUUUUUUUGUAAAGGAUGCAAAUGUUGAAUCUCCUGCUACAACCUAUUCUGCUGCAAAUGUUCCUGGUAGCAUAGGUGGAAAGCCUUUUUUUGUAAAGGAUCCAAAUGUUGAAUCUCCUGCUACCUAUUCUGCUGCAAAUGUUCCUGGUAGCACUGGUGGAAAGCCUUUUUUUGUAAAGGAUGCAAAUGUUGAAUCUCCUGCUACUACCUAUUCUGCUGCAAAUGUUCCUGGUAGCACUGGUGGAAAGCCUUUUCUUGUAAAGGAUGUAAAUGUUGAAUCUCCCGGCGUCUACUCAGCCAGUAAGCUUGUUCAGAGUGGUGGACAACUAACUUCCGUAGGAGCAGAAAGUACUCAUUUGUCAUUACUCGGAAAUUCUACAACUGGAAAGUCAUCUAUACGAAAGUUUCAUCCUUCUGAUGAGCAGCAUGUAUAUUCAUCCAAGCCUGGAAUUUCAAGUUCUGAUUUGUCAAAGCAGUUUGGCAAUAUUAAUGAGAUGACCAAAGAACUGGAUCUGCUUUUAAAGUCAGUAGAAGAGGCUGGAGGCUUUAGAGAUGCUUGCACCAGGUCACUACAAAGUUCAAUUGAGGAAGUGGAGCACAACAUGGGCACUCUAUCUAAACAAUGCAAAAUACGGAUGGGCCAAGUGGAUCAACAUCUUGAGGAGGUUCAUUAUCUUCUUAACAAGACAAUACAAGUCGUGGCAAGAAAAGUAUACUUGGAAGACAUAUAUAAGCAAGCUUGUGAUAGCCGAUAUUGGGACCUAUGGAAUAGGCAAAAGUUGAAUUCAGAACUAGAGCUAAAGCGACAGCAUAUACUGAGUCUGAAUCAGGAUUUAACUAAUCAGUUAGUUGAAUUGGAGAGACAUUUCAAUGCUCUUGAACUGAACAAAUUCAGUCAACAUGGUGGCCAUCAUAUUAGUCGCGGAGCUUCACAAAAUAGAUAUGGACCUUCAAGACACAUUCAGUCAUUGCAUAGUUUACAGAAUGCAAUCAGAUCGCAACUUGUAGCUGCCGAGGGUCUCUCUGAAUGCCUUUCAAAACAGAUGACUACAUUGAGUUUAAGGUCCCCAUCUGAGGAACAAAAGAAUGUGAAAGAGCUCUUUGAAACGAUAGGAAUUCCCUAUGAUGCUUCUUUUGGCUCUCCAGACACAAAAGUUCUAAUGAAGACUCCUUCUAGUAAGAAGCUCUUGUUUUCUGAUUUGACUAGUAGUAAAGAUAAAUCCAAGAGAAUUCAAGGCAGUGCUAUGAAGAGUUGUGAACCAGAAACGGCUAGGAGGAGGAGAGACUCACUUGACCGGAGUUGGACCUGUUCUGAACCUCCUAAAACUAUCAUCAAAAGGAUGCUGCUGCAAGACCUCCAGAAACCGAAGUGGAAAGAAUCACCAUUUUCAAAAGAAAAAAUUAAAGCUUCCAUGCCAGUGCAAUCCGCUCAUCAAAUGACUGCCAGAAUUCCCUCAGGCUUUCUGGAUUCCCAUCUAGCAGUUAAAGACGUGUCAGAACCCUCAAAGGCAUUUAUGCAGGAUGGCGACCUCAAAGCACACUUUCGAGUUUCAGAUUCCAAGUCUCCUGUUUUGCAAAGAAGUAAUAUCUCGGCAGUUCCCCCACGUCCUGCAUUCCCCCUGUCACCUGCAAUCGUGCAUGGUCAUGCUACAGAAUCGAGAGAAUUUGCUGCUGAAAAAUUGAAUGUUAAAAAAUUUGACUCAAGUUCAAAUAGUGAGAGCAAGCCUUUUUCACUCACCGAAAUGCCUCAAAAAUUCUCAUUAUCUACCCGUUCAGCCACAGAAACACCUUCAUCUUUGUUUAAAUCGAGUGCAGUGCCCAUUACAAACAGUAGUACAAUAGCUACGGGUACAAGUUUCACAAUGGGAGACAAACUUUCAAGUGCAUUUACUCCUGAUUCUUGGAAAAAAAACAUCCCAUCCCCAUCCUUAGAGUCACACUCGUCCUCUAUUUCUGCAACUUCAAAUACGGUUGGAAAAGUUUCCGGGUUCAAUUUUGAUAAAAGCUGGCCUGAAAAUAAUAUUCCAGCAGUGCCCAAGUUUAGUAGUUCUCGUGAUUCUCUGUCUCCUCCUACUAUUAAAACACCCUCGGUUUCUUCAGCAUCAUUAUCUGUCUCGUCUAUAGCUUUGCCUCCUGCAGCAGUGUCGGUGACAUUAAGCAAUACUAUGACUAGUUCAAACUUCAGUAUAGAUUCUAAUCACAUGUCAAUAUCUUCAGCAUCAAAUUCUCUUCAUUUAUCUAAUCAGGUCCCUAAACAAACGUUGUCCCCGUUACCUAAUCCCCUUUCCUUGAACUCAACAUUGGAGUCGCCUAAAUCGGAGAUUCAACCAGCUGCUGUACCUGAUUUAAAGACUAAUUCAGAUGCUGCUGCAGAAGUGGCCACUCAGCUAAAUAAACCUCUAAAUGGUCAAUCUGAAAUGAAGUUUGGAUCUUCAAGAAACUUCAGUCAUACUAAUGAACAGCCUGCCAAAAAUAUAACUAGUUCUGAUAUCAACAUUGCCUCAGUUUCUCAAUCAGAACGGCCUUCAGAUGCACCUCUGCAACUUUCAACUUCUUUUCUUACUUCUGCUAGUGUUUCAAGCGGGAAAAAUGGGGGUUUGGAUUUUGGACUUUCUCAGGAAGAUGAGAUGGAGGAAGAAGCUCCCGAGACAAGUAACUCAACGGAACUUAGUUUGGGAAGCCUUGGCGGUUUCGGGAUUGGCUCAACCCCUAACCCAUCAGUUCCUAAAUCAAAUCCAUUUGGGGGUUCAUUUAGUAACGUAUCAACAAGUUUAUCAAGCUCUACAAUUCCAUUAUCAGUUCCCAAUGGAGAGUUGUUUCGACCAGCAUCUUUUACAUUCCCAAGCACUCCAUCAUCUGCACCAACUCAGUCAACAAAUUCAGGUGCAUUUUCUGGGGGUUUUGGUGCUGGGGCAACUGCUCCUGCACAAGCUCCAAGCCCAUUUGGGCAACCAGCGCAAGUUGGAUCAGGGCAGCAGGUUCUUGGAUCAGUUCUUGGUUCUUUUGGACAAUCAAGGCAACUUGGCAGCGCUCUUCCUGGAAGUGGUUUUGCAUCUCCCCCUGGUUUUGGUGGUGGAUUUGCUGCCAGUAAUAAUACUGGUGGAUUUUCAAAUGCUGCUGUUGGUGGAGGAUUUGCUGGUAGAACAUCAGCUGGUGGAGGGUUUGCUUCCAUAGCAUCCACAGGUGGAGGCUUUGCAAGCGUUACAUCAACAGGUAGUGGGUUUGGUGGAUUUGCCGGUGCUGCUCCUGCUGGUGGUGGAUUUGCUGGUGCUGCUCCCGCUGGUGGUGGUUUUGGGGCUGCUGCUCCCGCUGGUGGUGGUUUUGGGGCUGCUGCUACUUCAACUGGUGGAUUUGGAGGAGUCGGUUCUAGUGGUGGUGGGUUUGGGGCAUUUAGCAGCCAAGGAAGUGGUGGGUUUUCUGCUUUUAGUAAUGCUGGAGGUAACAAACCAGCUGAGUUGUUCACGCAGAUGAGGAAGUAGUAUUGCAUUGCAUCUUAUAUACUUGAAAGUUUUUCCUCAGAAACAACUCAAAAGCAGUGAACUCUAUCGUGGUUUUCCAAAAAGAAACCCGAAUACAUAUCUUCUAGAGGAGGAGUGAAUGCUGCAAUUUUGAAGUGUAGAAUUUUUUUUUAUCCUUAGCGCUACGAUGUAAAACUCUUCUUGAGCAAUACAUGAAGUUUGUAGUCAUAGUUAUGGUAUGAUGCUCUGUUCAGCUUUGAAAUCAUAUCUGAAGCAUAGUAAAAUCAUUUUAUUUAGUCUUCGGGUAUGAAAACAGAUCUAUGUAGGAAGUAACUAACCACCUUGAUUUUAAAUGGUUAAUGCAUACGAAAUACUAAUUUCGUGAU
Vicia villosa (hairy vetch) is the source of this 5824-nucleotide messenger RNA. Its product is annotated as nuclear pore complex protein NUP214. Gene Ontology annotation, biological process: RNA export from nucleus. The record is from RefSeq and is a predicted model, not a curated record. Gene Ontology annotation, molecular function: structural constituent of nuclear pore. The transcript has 17 exons. Bases 156 to 5459 code for a protein of 1767 amino acids. Lineage: Eukaryota; Viridiplantae; Streptophyta; Magnoliopsida; Fabales; Fabaceae.